UUAAGAAGUAAAAAUUUAGUUUAUGGUUCAUGAAUUAGCUUCUCGUAAUACGCUACGAUUUUCGAUAAUGUGUUUGGAAAUAAACAAUAUAUCGGGGUUAUUCUAGUUUUGUUUGUGUUUAUUUGUGCAAUAUAAAACCCGAAAAAUGUUCGUGAACUGUGAUUUAUGUGGUACAAAUAAACAACAACGCUUUUGAUACCACGAUUCCUCAGUGUGCGGAGUGACGCCAUUUUACGGGAAUGAUCAGCCCGCGGCUGCCUCAUACUAAGCCUGAUGUAAGGAUUGCUGUGUUCAAACGGAUGCAUGGAAACGAAUCUUUAUUCUUGCACUCGUGCUGGACGGAUGAAUUCCGAGAAAACUAUGGAAGAUGGUAAUAUUGUCAAUACGAAAGAUGAUAAAAUCACACCAGCGUCAUUGACAAACUUAUACGGCGAUUGCCCUGCGAAAGUAACCGCUAAUGGGCAUGAAUUCGCUGGCGAACCGUCCAGUCCGCCCGACGAGCCGUUCGAACAGUGCCGGCAGCCCGCUGAUACUUCCACCGACGACAAGUUUAAGAAACGUAUCAACCCUCUUCGAAUACAUCUUGGAAAGAGGCCUUUUGUAGAUAACUCACUUCAAUACUAUAGCACAAGCAAGAAAAGAAAGCCUUCAUUAAAUAAAAGUUGUGAUAGCAGCACGCCUGCCAAUUCAGUGCCCCGAGUGCCCAAACUUAUACCUAAGCACAUAGAUCGUAGUCAAUUUCAUAAUGUUUCAUCACAAGCAGAGAGUGAUGCCAACAGUGAGCGGGAUAAACCUGUGCCUCGGCUUGUGCCUAAAAGCCAACUGUUACAGUUCAAAAAGGGUAAAGCUGAAAAGGGAACCCAGUUGAAAGAGUAUGCACAGAGCUUGGGAUUGCAGCCUAUGGUGAAGUUCAAGUGUCGGAAAUGUUGCUCUAUGUCUUUUAAAACCCUGGCCAUGUUGAAAGAACACCAAUUAGUUUGUCGAGCUCAAGCAAAAGAACCGGCUUUGAGUCCGGAGGCAGCACCGUGUCCAGAACCCAACACUAGUGGACCAUCAAGGGUCACAAGAAAAGUAUAUUUGUGCUCAGCUUGUGGGACAUAUUAUGAAAAUUGGAAUCUCUUUUUACACAUGAGAGAAGUACACAAUAGACAUAUUUGCCUAUUCUGCUUAGGUAUGUUUUCAAAAGCUGAGAAACUAUCAUCGCACUUAACAAAUAAACACAAUGUGAAAGAGUUUAGUUAUAACUCUAAAGAAGACUUCUUCAAUGUGUAUAGUGGAACAUUAUAUUUAAUGUGCUGUGUAUGUGAUGAAAUAUGCAGUGAACAAGAUGAUUUUUUCAACCAUGAUUGUAAUAAUGUUAAGCCGAAACCUGUGCCUGUUCUCAUUAGCAAAAAUGCUGUCAAAUCUAAUAGUAUAAAAAACACAAGAAAUGUAAAUGAAGUUUCAACUAAUGGACCUACAAGUAUAACUAAAGAAAUACUUAAGCCCAGCAGCGAUAGAAGAGAAAUAAAUGAUGGUAAACAUGAGACUGUGACAUCUCAAAUGCAAAAAAUUACAGCUUUAGUACCAGAAACAAAUGUUAGUGAACCAGUAAUUAGUGAUACAAGUAUUAGUUCUGAUAGUUCAAUAACAACUGGUGGUAAGGAUACCAGCAACAUGGUAGACUCGGGCAUGGAGCUUGAGAGUUCUGACGCUAAACCAGUUUCAAGUCCUGUUCAGCGGAGUACCUUUAGUCCAGAGAGAAGUAAACAAGUGCCACUAAAUGGUGAUGAGAGCUUAGAACAUUCAGAUGAAAGUGAUUCUCCUGUGUCAGAUGACAUUAAUGAACCUAUGAAAGAGGCAUCUCCCAUCAAAAAUGAAGAAAUUGUUUAUCCCCCUGUGGAUAGGGAGAAAGAAUGUGGUAUCAAGUUAAAAUUAAGUUUAAAUAAUGCAAAUUCGCCUGUUAUUAUAAAUUCAACUGUUGAUCCUACCAUUGGUCAACAAAAAGUACAUAAACCCCCAUCCCGUCUAAGACGUCCACCUAAGCGUUAUGAGAAAGAAAAAGCCCCAGAACCAGUCCAAGGGCUGCCCAAGACCCCAUCAAUCAAAAUGACAAUAUGUGAUCGCGCAGAUAGCCCAUUUGUAAAGACAACUAUAUUUGAAAAUAACAAGGAGACUACAUUGAAGACAUUAUUGAAUAACAAUUCUGAAAGUGUAUGUAAAACACCAGAAAUAAAGUCAGAGAACACAGUUAAAACAACAAUUUAUGAUAAUAAAUUAGAAGAAAUCAACACAUUGAACAGGGUACCAAAGCUGACCGUAAGAGUUCCUAAAGAACUAUUAGAUAAAGACUCCUCCAGUGACUAUUCAUCUGAUAGUGAUGUUAGUGAUAAACUAACUGUGGACGAAAAUAAUACCACCAUAAAUGAAGAAGAAAAAGAGAAAACACAAACAGAGGUUUUUAAUGGUGUACCAUCAAUACAACCCUCAUCACCACCUGCAGGUAUCAAGGUGGAAGAACCACUACAACCUGAAGACGACAUUCAGGUUGAAGAUGACAAUGUAGACAUGAAAUAUGAGACAAAAGAUGAGCCAGAUUCAGAAUCAGUGCCUCCUGUAGAGCCUGUAGUAGUUGAGGAACCAACUAUUCCAGUUACUGAACUAACUCUAAAUAGACCUUUGGAUAAAUAUCCUCUUAAAGACCUACUCAAAGUAUUCUUAGCAUCAACCGUUUACAGUUGCAUAUACUGCAAUCAUGUGCGUAAAAUAGCUGUAAAUUGUGAGCAGUUGGCUUUGCACAUGGUUGCCCAACAUCGCUUUGCAGCUACUGUUGAGAGUAUCACUGCAGAGGAACUCAUGCCAGAAACUAUUACUGCAAAACUUAAGAAUAGUGCUUCAGAACUAAAUUCAGUUUAUAUAAACUUAGACUCUUAUGACAGUGUAGAUAAGUGUGACGAUGUACAAUAUGACUACAUGUUUGAAUGUUUUCAGUGUUACUUUAAAACUGCUAUCCAUAAAGAUCUCUAUUUACAUAAUCGUAAAAUGCAUCAAAAAACUAUUUUACUGUGUGUUAUGUGUAAAUCUAAUUUUUAUAGUUAUAGUGAGUUAUUAUGUCAUUUAUGCCCUGGAACUUAUGAUUCUGAGUAUGAAAUUAAGUUUAGAUGCUGUUUAUGCAAUGUAGAUGCUAUCCCAUCACCCUUCAGAUUGAUGGUACAUUUACGAAAAAUUCAUCAUACCUGUGAUGUAUGUUUGGAACUCUGCCACAACCAAGCUCGCCUUUCGAAUCACGUAUGGAAACACAAAUUGCACCAUUUAUGCUACCGAUGUGGAAUCGCGUAUAGAAAUAAACCAGACAUAACUAACCAUUUAUUCUGGAAACAUGGCACUGAAAGUGUGUUAUGUAAAAAAUGUUUACAAAAGAAAUGGCCGCAUGUGUACCAUUUCUGUACACCACCUCCUAUUUUCGUUUGUGAAGAAUGUAGUUUACAAUUUACAAAAGCUGUGUACCUAAAAGUUCACAAAAGAUUUCACUCAGGCGAUUUUCCUCAUAUUUGUACAGAAGAAGGGUGCAGUGAGAAAUUUGUCUCGAAGAAACUCCUUGAUAAACAUCUAGAGGAACAUAAGAAAAAAAUGAUGAUUGAAAAUUUAAAUGAAACAAAGCCCACUGUGCCAAGUGAAAUAGUACCAGAAGCCUGUAAGGAACCCAUUCCUGUUAUUGAUUUGGAAGAUAUUAAACCUAAAGAGGAAGCUGGGACUUCCGAGGUUAAAGCUGAGUCUGGAACUGAACAGCUAACCAAAAAAGAGAGGAAAAGGAAAUUGAAAGAUAAAGAUGCCCUCUUGCUGGACGUCAAUUUGCCAGCUCUGAAUCUUUCAGAAAGUGAUAGCAGUGAUGAAUCUGACAGUGGUAUUCCUCCAAUUAUUAAAGAUGAGAAAAUUGAAGAAAAGUUAAAAGAAGAACCAUCUACAGCAGCUGACUCCACAAAUACAAAUAUCCCUGAUGGGGAAGCGACUCCUAAAACCGAGGAGAAAAUUGAAGCACUAGACGAGAAACCCAAUGAGCAACAGGUACUAGACAUAUGGGACAAUUUCAAGAAGUACCAAGCUAAAGUUGAGAAGCGAGAGAAAACGCCUCCAUUAGUGCCUAUUAGAAAACACGUCUGCGAAUCGGACCACGAUUAUUGCUUGGUUCCAACUGAAAUGAAUGGAGACGAGGAUAUAUUUAACAAUAGUGAUACUAAAAAGAAGAACAAAAAGUCUCCAAAGAAACAACGCGGUGACUUAUCUUCAACUAGUAGCAGUAGCAGUGAUUCUGAUUCGAGCUGUUCCUGCGGAUCAAAUUGCAGUUGUUCGUCAAGCUCCGGAUCGUCCUCAUCGAGUUCAUCUGACUCUGACUCAUCUGAUGAUUCAGGUAAUGAAAAGAAAAAGACCAAGCGCAUUAAGAAGACUUUGCCUAACAGAAGGUGUAGUACUGGUUCAAAUGUGGAUGUCAUGGGUAUGUCUGAAACUCCAAUAUUGAUUCCUGAGAAAACUGAACCGCCCAUUGCCGAAACAGAUCUUGAGACUGAUGAAAGUGAAACAGAUGAAGAAUUUUAUGACGAGCACCCGCAAAGAAUAGCCAACAAAUUAUAUGAGGAAAAGCGAAACCAGAUGAUGAGUGUUUCAUCAGUGCCACCAUCUGAUACCGGAUCCAUUUCCGGAGAGGCUAGUCCAAGACCCACAACACCCAUUAAAGAACAAGAAAAGGAAGGAAAAGAACCCAAAGAAGAGCCUGAAACAAAAGUCAAGUCAUCCAGCAGUAAAAAGAAGAGUAAAAAGAAAAAGAAAUCAAAGAAUUCCAAAAGGCAUGGGCCCAUAAAAAUUAACAUUCCUAAAGAUAUCAUAGCAAAAGCUGAAGUAGAGGCACCACUGCCUUUAAUUCCUAAUAAAAUAACAAUAUCUUUACAAUCUAACACAGUACAAAUCCCAGAAGCACCGAAACCGGCUCCAAUGGUCGUUGAAACAAAUACUGCGGCAUCAUCCGUUGAAAGUAAGCGGGCGUCGAAACGGAGACGAGUUCCUAACAAAUUUUAUGGGUACUCGAGUGACGAGGAAGCACCUCAAACUCCUGUCGCUGCUGCUGCUCUAAAACCACAACAACCGCCAAAACUUGAGUGGCGGAAAGAGGAUUUACCAUCACCUGUGACACACAAGGCAAAGAAAGAAGUACCGUCUACUGUAAUUCCUAGUAGAUUGUAUUAUACGGACCCUAUCAGGUUGACUGCUCCAAUACCUGAUCCCGAGCCGCCGCGUAUCUUAAUGAAUACUGAAUCAAUGGAGUCUAGUGACUCUGAUUCAAGUGAUGAAGGAAAUUUAGAAAUAUUCCAGCCUAACAGUCAAAGUUCCGUGCCGCCACCACCAACAUAUCUGAACUCAGGCACGUCUAGUUUGCCGUACGCCUUUCAGCGGCCUGCGGUGCGGGAGGCGCGAGAGGGGGAGAGCGUGUAUUGUUACUGCCGGUGUCCCUACGAUGAGGUCUCGGAGAUGAUCGCGUGUGAUGCAGAGGGCUGUCCUAUUGAGUGGUUCCAUUUCGAAUGCGUCGGUAUCAUGGUACCGCCUAAAGGCAAAUGGUACUGUCCCGAAUGUAGGAAAAAUCAAAGUUUCUCAGGUUACAGAUAAUAUAAUUGAAAUUUAAGUGUAUAUAACAUUGCUGUAUUGUUAUUAUAUCUGUAUAUAACUUAUUGACGAUUGUAGAUAAUUUAGGCUUUACCUGUAUAUCUUUGUAGGUAGUUUCUGUAAGUUUUAGGUUAUUAGGUCUGAAAAAAAUGUAUCAUUGUUAUAAAAAGUACACGUUAUGCUUGAUACCGGCUGUGCAGCCACAUCUGUAACCUGGCAAAUUGUUAAUGACAUUAACCUACUGCAGCAUACGGAAAUAUAAAUCCGAUUUUUGAUACCAAA
This is a messenger RNA of Trichoplusia ni (cabbage looper), 5913 nucleotides long. RefSeq lists its product as uncharacterized. Gene Ontology annotation, biological process: regulation of DNA-templated transcription. NCBI's taxonomy places the organism in Eukaryota, Metazoa, Arthropoda, Insecta, Lepidoptera, Noctuidae. The transcript is spliced from 2 exons. The record is from RefSeq and is a predicted model, not a curated record. The coding region runs from base 304 to 5634 and encodes 1776 amino acids. Gene Ontology annotation, cellular component: nucleus.